This is a messenger RNA of Saccharomyces cerevisiae S288C, 1575 nucleotides long. It is a transcript of the gene YCK3, whose product is annotated as casein kinase YCK3. The transcript has a single exon. NCBI's taxonomy places the organism in Eukaryota, Fungi, Ascomycota, Saccharomycetes, Saccharomycetales, Saccharomycetaceae. The record is from RefSeq and is marked reviewed. Gene Ontology annotation, cellular component: plasma membrane; vacuolar membrane; nuclear membrane. Bases 1 to 1575 code for a protein of 524 amino acids. Gene Ontology annotation, molecular function: ATP binding; protein serine/threonine kinase activity; protein serine kinase activity.
AUGUCCCAACGAUCUUCACAACACAUUGUAGGUAUUCAUUAUGCUGUAGGACCUAAGAUUGGCGAAGGGUCUUUCGGAGUAAUAUUUGAGGGAGAGAACAUUCUUCAUUCUUGUCAAGCGCAGACCGGUAGCAAGAGGGACUCUAGUAUAAUAAUGGCGAACGAGCCAGUCGCAAUUAAAUUCGAACCGCGACAUUCGGACGCACCCCAGUUGCGUGACGAAUUUAGAGCCUAUAGGAUAUUGAAUGGCUGCGUUGGAAUUCCCCAUGCUUAUUAUUUUGGUCAAGAAGGUAUGCACAACAUCUUGAUUAUCGAUUUACUAGGGCCAUCAUUGGAAGAUCUCUUUGAGUGGUGUGGUAGAAAAUUUUCAGUGAAAACAACCUGUAUGGUUGCCAAGCAAAUGAUUGAUAGAGUUAGAGCAAUUCAUGAUCACGACUUAAUCUAUCGCGAUAUUAAACCCGAUAACUUUUUAAUUUCUCAAUAUCAAAGAAUUUCACCUGAAGGAAAAGUCAUUAAAUCAUGUGCCUCCUCUUCUAAUAAUGAUCCCAAUUUAAUAUACAUGGUUGACUUUGGUAUGGCAAAACAAUAUAGAGAUCCAAGAACGAAACAACAUAUACCAUACCGUGAACGAAAAUCAUUGAGCGGUACCGCCAGAUAUAUGUCUAUUAAUACUCAUUUUGGAAGAGAACAGUCACGUAGGGAUGAUUUAGAAUCGCUAGGUCACGUUUUUUUUUAUUUCUUGAGGGGAUCCUUGCCAUGGCAAGGUUUGAAAGCACCAAACAACAAACUGAAGUAUGAAAAGAUUGGUAUGACUAAACAGAAAUUGAAUCCUGAUGAUCUUUUAUUGAAUAAUGCUAUUCCUUAUCAGUUUGCCACAUAUUUAAAAUAUGCACGUUCCUUGAAGUUCGACGAAGAUCCGGAUUAUGACUAUUUAAUCUCGUUAAUGGAUGACGCUUUGAGAUUAAACGACUUAAAGGAUGAUGGACACUAUGACUGGAUGGAUUUGAAUGGUGGUAAAGGCUGGAAUAUCAAGAUUAAUAGAAGAGCUAACUUGCAUGGUUACGGAAAUCCAAAUCCAAGAGUCAAUGGCAAUACUGCAAGAAACAAUGUGAAUACGAAUUCAAAGACACGAAAUACAACGCCAGUUGCGACACCUAAGCAACAAGCUCAAAACAGUUAUAACAAGGACAAUUCGAAAUCCAGAAUUUCUUCGAACCCGCAGAGCUUUACUAAACAACAACACGUCUUGAAAAAAAUCGAACCCAAUAGUAAAUAUAUUCCUGAAACACAUUCAAAUCUUCAACGGCCAAUUAAAAGUCAAAGUCAAACGUACGACUCCAUCAGUCAUACACAAAAUUCACCAUUUGUACCAUAUUCAAGUUCUAAAGCUAACCCUAAAAGAAGUAAUAAUGAGCACAACUUACCAAACCACUACACAAACCUUGCAAAUAAGAAUAUCAAUUAUCAAAGUCAACGAAAUUACGAACAAGAAAAUGAUGCUUAUUCUGAUGACGAGAAUGAUACAUUUUGUUCUAAAAUAUACAAAUAUUGUUGUUGCUGUUUUUGUUGCUGUUGA